AUGACGGUUAAAGCUAACACCAUGGUUAGAAAAACAAGAAGUAAUAAAAAAGAUACAAUCUGUAAACAUUGUAGUCAUAAAUGCUCAACAUCCCAAAAACUUCAUGAGCGUCUUAAGCAAAAAAAUCUAUGCAAACUAUUACAAAAGCAAAAGGAAGUAGCUUAUUAUAUUCAAAUGCCAAUUCAGGUGCUUAUUCAAAAAGCUAAUCAACAGGCUAUCCAAGCUUCUGAAAUCAAAGCACAGGUAGAAAGCUCUAGUAUAAAUAUAAGUAACAAGAAGAAGCCACGUGUGGUAAUCCCAACUCUAGUUCCUAAGCUAGAACCUGAAAAGGAAGUUCCAGUACUUGGUGUCGACUACAUCACAGAAGAGGAGGAAAAGAAUUGA
Messenger RNA from Rhizophagus irregularis DAOM 181602=DAOM 197198, 384 nucleotides. RefSeq lists its product as uncharacterized. The record is from RefSeq and is a predicted model, not a curated record. Lineage: Eukaryota; Fungi; Glomeromycota; Glomeromycetes; Glomerales; Glomeraceae.